GAAGAAAGUGUUUUUCCACAGUUGCAGUGACUGCAAGAGUAGAGAGCUUGGGAGAUUCAUGGCUUCAAGACCAGGAUUGCUCACAGAGUGGCCAUGGCAGAAGCUUGGAAACUUCAAGUACCUGGUUAUAGCUCCAUGGGUGGCGCAUAGUUUCUACUUGCUUGCAACGAAGGAUCUGAAGGAUAUCUCCAUAGUUUAUUCUUUGGUCUUCCCUUCACUUCUGCUAAGAAUGCUACACAAUCAGAUAUGGAUCAGCAUCUCUCGCUUCAAAACUGCAACAAGUCCUCAUCGGAUUGUUGACAAAAGUAUAGAUUUUGAGCAAGUUGAUCGUGAGAGGAACUGGGAUGAUCAGAUACUUUUCAAUGGGAUUCUCUUUUAUGUGGGCUUUCAUCUGAUCACUGCUGCUAAACAAAUUUCUUUAUGGAACUUCAACGGCUUCAUUAUAACCAUUUUAUUGCAUGCUGGACCUGUUGAGUUCUUAUACUAUUGGUUUCAUCGGGCACUGCAUCAUCAUUUUCUAUACUCCCGCUACCAUUCUCACCACCAUGCCUCUAUUGUCACCGAACCAAUCACUUCUGUUAUUCAUCCAUUUGCAGAGCACAUCGUCUACUUUAUGUUAUUUGCUAUCCCAAUUCUGGCCACAGUCUAUACUAGAACGGCUUCGAUGGCACAAUUAGUAGGAUAUAUUUUCUACAUUGACUUUAUGAACAAUAUGGGACAUUGCAACUUUGAAUUGGUUCCAAAGUGGCUAUUCUCAGCCUUUCCACCAUUGAAAUACCUCAUGUACACUCCCUCGUUUCAUUCACUCCAUCAUACACAAUUUCGGACUAACUACUCCUUAUUCAUGCCAUUUUAUGACUAUUUGUACAACACAUUUGAUAAAUCAUCAGAUGAACUUUAUGAAAAUUCAUUGAAAGGAAAGAAAGAGAUAAUAGAUGUUGUUCACCUUACACAUCCAACCACCUUGCAAUCAAUAUAUCAUCUAAGGCUAGGGAUUGCAUCUCUGGCUUCUAAACCAUACAAGUCCAAGUGGCAUGACUUGAUGAUGUGGCCGAUCGCGUGGGUGUCUAUGGUACUCACAUGGUUUUACAAUUCUUCCUUUGUUGUCGAAAGAAAUAAGUUGAAGGAUAUCAAAAUGCAAACAUGGGUCAUACCAAGAUACAAAUUCCAAUAUGGCUUAUCAUGGGAGAAAGAAGCUAUAAAUGAUUUGAUUGAAAAGACCAUUUUAGAGGCUGAUGCCAAGGGAGUUAAGGUUUUGAGUUUAGGAUUGCUCAACCAGUCAAAAGAGCUAAAUGAAAGUGGUGAGCUUUACCUUCAAAAGUAUCCAAAGUUGAAACUAAGAAUUGUGGAUGGGAGUAGCUUGGCAGCUGCUGUGAUUCUUAAUAGCAUUCCCAAAGGUACCAAACAAAUUUUAUUGAUAGGUAACAUAUCAAAAGUUGCUCGCACAGUGGUCCAAUGCCUCUGCAACAAAGGUGUAAAGGUUGUAAUGGCAAACAAACAUGACUAUUAUAUGCAUGAGCCAUUCUUGCUAGGAAAUACAAAAGAAAACCUUAUGCUUUCAAACAAUUAUAUGCCUCAGGUUUGGUUGGUCGGAGAUGGUAUGGAUGAUGCAGAACAAAGGAAGGCACAAAUUGGAACAACCUUCAUUCCAUUUUCACAUUUUCCACCAAAAAAAGUUAGAAAAGAUUGCAUUUAUUACAACACUCCAGCCAUGAAAAUUCCAAAUGAAUUACAAAACAUGCACUCUUGCGAGAAUUGGCUGCCAAGGAGAGUAAUUAGUGCAUGGCGUAUCGCUGGAAUAAUUCAUGGAUUAGAGGGAUACGAUGAACAUGAAUGUGGUGAGACUGUGCUUCAAGUGGAGGAGAUUUGGACGGCAGCACGUCGACAUGGUUUCCUUCCACUGCUUCCUGAGCAAUGAGUUAUGGAGUCUAAGAAGAAUAAGUGAUAUAAAUAUAAGUAAUAUUGUUACUAAUUAUAUGCUAGUUAGUAAGAGGUAAGAAGGGAAGUAUGUUAAUAUUCUAUGGCAAUGAAGACGACCAUAAGUGUUUAUGAUGAUAAAUUAUUUUAUUGAAAAUGUGUGCUAGAAGAUGCAUGUAUAAGAUGCCUUUAUUACAUUUUGAACCUUUUCUUAUAU
Phalaenopsis equestris is the source of this 2134-nucleotide messenger RNA. Its product is annotated as protein ECERIFERUM 1-like. Gene Ontology annotation, molecular function: iron ion binding; oxidoreductase activity. The record is from RefSeq and is a predicted model, not a curated record. The transcript is spliced from 10 exons. The coding region runs from base 59 to 1918 and encodes 619 amino acids. Gene Ontology annotation, biological process: lipid biosynthetic process. Lineage: Eukaryota; Viridiplantae; Streptophyta; Magnoliopsida; Asparagales; Orchidaceae.